AUGGGCCGCGCGGUAAAUCCGGAGGACGACAACUGGUUCGGUAUCCAGGAUCCUCGGAAGAGGAAACAGAUCCAGGAUAGGCUCGCUCAACGAGCUCGAAGGAGGCGACUGGCCGAGUCCAAGAAAUGCGGUCCUUCGUCCUCCUCCGCGACGGACUCCGAUACAGGCGAUUAUACCAGUGCCAGUGGUGGUGUGAGACAGCCCAGCCGACGUUGUGAGCAAGGCUCUCCUUGCCUGGUGCCGAGGAUACCACGGUCUCCUUCCGGCUCUUACUACCAAGCACUAGUCCCGACCAGCAAUCCAGAUCGGUCUUUUAUGUGCCAGUUACCAGGUUCAGUCUACGCCGCACUCUUCAAUAACGGUUCGAUGAUGGGCAUUGCGUGCUCGGUGAACGUCCCAGAUAUUUCCCGCCCCACCGGCCCAGAUAUCCCCGAGUCACUACACCCGACGAAGCUACAGCUCACCACUACUCAUCCAUUGUGGAUCGACCGGUUCCCCUUUCCCAAGAUGAGAGACAACAUGAUCACGCUGUUGGGAAUCAUCAACGAGGAAGAGUUUCUCCGCGACUUGUUCUGCCUGACGAGUUUUAGCCUCGAACCCGGGUCUCCUCCCUGGGAUCCUGCAGGAUGGAAGAUUGGGAGAGAAUUCUCGGAGAAGUGGGGUUAUUUGUUUUAUUGA
Molecule: messenger RNA, 678 nt
Organism: Exophiala aquamarina CBS 119918
Lineage: Eukaryota; Fungi; Ascomycota; Eurotiomycetes; Chaetothyriales; Herpotrichiellaceae
Exons: 2
Coding region: 1-678 (225 amino acids)
Source: RefSeq, a predicted model, not a curated record